CAGAAAAUUUCCGAGUGAGUCACAUUUAGUUUUAAGAAUGAAAAUAGGGAUUUGACAAGACAACUGUCGCGCUCUAGGAAAUGGUAGUCAAAAACACCGGAACUAACGAAAGAUCCCGUUGUUAUCAGCAAUUUUCACAACAUUACAUUCCAAUGUUUAUACUGGGACCUUUCAUCAGCCAAUCAUAAACAAGGCGACACUAGCGCGGCGCACAGAAAAAUUGAAUUUGAUGAAGAUUUCAGUUUCGAUCUACCGAAUGUAAUUGUACUUGUUUCGAGCCAUUCUGGAGCUUCUAAAUGAUUUUUUGGAUUUUCUUGAUUCUAUAAAGUCUUCGUAUAAAAAAAGCCUCAAUCUGAUAGAUGCGUAAAAUUAGGUAGGCUAGAUAUCCAGCUAUUUAAGAUCUUGUUCAAGGAUUCACUUUCACACCUUGUAACACUGCUACUCUAAUUGCUCACCUGUGAAUUGACUAGCCACUCCGUAAAAUGAAAGCUAUAAAAUUAUGAGGCUUGCAUUUUGGGUGGAUUCUUCAAAGCUCCAGACUCUUCAAGUAUUGCAAGCAGGUUGAAUGUGAUCGCAUUACAAUGCACAGCUUGAUAGGAUUUGAAAAAGAAAAAAUGUUUCAGUUUUAGGGGAAAUUUUUAGAAUGGAUGGCAGUUGACUUUCCAGACACCACUUGGAAUUUUCAAAUUGGAAAUCUUUAGACGAAGCUCUCAGCAUUAAUGUUUUAUUCAAUUCAAAGUCAAGCAGUGACUUUAUUUCAAAGUAACGAGUAUGACACUACAUAUUUUCUAGAAUAUGCUGUGUUUUUCCCUACUGUACUUCAGCUUUAAACAAGUGAUUCUUUCAGAAAGGUAUAUGGGUUUGGGUUUGGGUACUUGAGGCCUUAAAUUACUGAUAAGCUAUGUCCAACAUUAAUAGAUUACGUACGUAUGAAACAAUAGCGACUUUUUUCAAAUUAUAACAUUCAAGUACCUACACAAUAUUUUUCAUUAAGGAGAUAAGAUAACUGGAUUGACAAGUUUUUUUUCAGAUAGGUAUCUUGAGCGAUGAACUCAUCUAACAGAAAAUGAAUAAGUAGGUAAGCAUGGCAAUACCUAAUGUUUUUAAUCGUCAACAUCGCAGUUCAGCCAAGUAAUAGUGCAAACGUCCGUCUACAUUUCCAACAGAUGGGUAUCUACAAAUGUGAAUGAAGUUUUAAUUUUAUACAAAAUCUUUCAAUGUAAACUCGUGAAAUAGAAAAUCAUGAAAAAAUUAUCUCAUUUAUCAUUGUGGUGUAAGUGGAAGAGACCAUCUUCAGUUCCCAAUUCAAACACUUGGCAUAGAUUUACUACAAAACCGAAAGAUGGGAAAGAGUAUAAAAUAAAAAUUAUGGAUCUGACGCCUGAUAGAUUUGCAGAAUGUAUGGAAUUAACGAAAAAUUAUUUCUGUCCUCAAGAGCCUCUAAAUUUAUCAUCCAAAUUGGUAGAAGACGAAAUAAGUUUCCACAAUGAACUUAAAAUCCAAAACGCAGUCUUACAGCAAUGUGCGAGUAUUAUUGCAGUAUUGGAUGAAGAUGUUUCAAAACCUACAAUAGUUGGAAUGCUGAAACUUUUAGUAUCUUCCAAGGAAGAUGACCCUAUGCCAAACAUACCCGGAGAUGUGAUACAAAAAAAACACAAGCUAAUCAAACACCUGAAAAGAAAUCACAGUCCUUUCGAAAUUUUCGGCGCCGAUAAAGUAAUAGGCGACUAUGGAUUAUUGGUGAAAUCAGAGUAUAAUGGAUUGGGUAUUGGCUACCAUAUGCUUCAAACGAUUGAAAAGGUUGCCAAAGCAUUCCAUAUUGAACAAUGUGCGAUGGUGUGUAGUAAUAUUCGGUCUCAAGUCAUGGCUGAAAAACUAGGUUACAAGACUUUAAACGAGAUUGUUUAUGAUGAAUAUAAAGACGAUCAAGGACGAGUGGUAUUUCCAGUGGAAGGAACCAAGUCGGUGAAAUAUAUGGCAAUUGAAUUUGUAUAAUAUACGUUUAUUAUUUAAAAUAGGCAGAAAAAGGUUUCAAGUUUUGAAAAAAAAACAAUUAUUUUCCUUCCUCUUCGAUCACUCGCUCGUAUUGAGCGACUAUUAUGCUGAAAACGGUUUUAUAUACCUAGGUAUAGGUACCUGCUACUUGAUGAGAAAAGUAUCUUCCUAAAGCCAAAAUUGUAGACUUUGACCUUUCUUGAAACAUGGUGACGAUUCAAGUAUAGAUACCUACCUACCUACCUACUUAUUUUAUACCUAUCACUAUUCACUUGUAUGUACCUACUUAAAGUUUCUUACUUUAUGCUAAAUAUGAUUAAUCAAUACCUAAUUAUUAUUGUUGUUACCUGUAUAAAAACUAAAAAUAAGACUUUCAACGCUCAA
Molecule: messenger RNA, 2379 nt
Organism: Planococcus citri (citrus mealybug)
Lineage: Eukaryota; Metazoa; Arthropoda; Insecta; Hemiptera; Pseudococcidae
Exons: 3
Coding region: 1243-1995 (250 amino acids)
Molecular function (GO): N-acetyltransferase activity
Source: RefSeq, a predicted model, not a curated record